AAAGGACCAAAAUUAUUGCCCACCCCUGUAGCCUAUGCCAGCAAGUCUUACUGCAACAUAGGCUUUUAAGACCCUAUAAAAUGUCUUUGUAAUGGCGAAGUUUGGCAAAUGGUGACUGUAGGCCACGCUCUGGCAAAUGAUCCAUUUAGUAAGGAAACAAGUUUACCUGUUAUGUCCAAUCUAAAACAACAGUUCAACAAAAACUGCAAUUCCCACCUCCCCCUCUGACGGCUUCAGAUCACAUGCACAAAAGGCAACUCCCGCGAUAAUUUGCGAUAUGACCCAGCCCUAUGUCUCGCGCAUUCGCAGCUCCAUGCUCAGUAUAUAAAGGAGGACAACGACGGGGAGAGGACGGCUGGGAAGGUGCAGCCCUGGAACUGUGAAUAAGACCGUAAACAUCUGUGUUUUAUUUGUAUAAGUUAUGCCGGCUACUUUUAAAAUAUUCACUUCAAUGUUUUAGAGUAUUUUUUUGCUCUUGCUCUUUGUCCUCGCUCGUUUUCCGUGUGGUUUUACACAACGCUAAUAAUGGCGAGCUCGGCUAACUCGAACCCAGUGGUAAGGCUCUAUCUAAGACAAGUGCAGACACAAGACAACCAGUCAGACUAGCUUGCUGUGCAAUGGCAAAAUUGAUGUCGUUUCAGUCACCGUGUUGGUGUGGAAUCAAAUCAGUGGACGGCGUUGGCAGUUUGUCACCCUCUGGGACUUAAAUAAAAGUGGUAGCCAUUCUCAAUCGGCCAUUUUACAUUUGCUAACCUAUUUUGAAACCAAAUGAGCCCUUGUAGUUGCGGCUGGGUGCUGGUUAUGGCGCAGGAGCGCAACAUGGUUAGCUACUGGCAGUGAUUUUAGUGGGGAAAUUGUCAACUUCAGAUAUCUCUGGCGUGUUUGUGGCAUCUUAAACGUUUCUGGUAGUGUGAAUAGUAAUUUAUUUUUUCUACAAGGAGGUUAACUUUGAAUAUCUCGCAGGUUAUGGAUUCCUAACGUUGUGUGAGGGUAUCCCCCCAUUACUCAAUCUACUGGUUGUUCUAACGCAAAUGUCACAAGUUGUUGGGGGGAAUUCCAAGCAAGCAAGAUUGCUAGUCUUCAUUGAGUGACAAAGGCAAAGUCUGACAAACUUCUUUGACUUGGUGAUUGCUGUGUCACUAUCAGCUUUAGGAACCCUUUUACCAUUGGCUAGCUAACUAGGCUAUGGGCUAGCUAAGUAUUCGAAGCGCAGUGUAGCACCGCUAAAUCAUUUCCCACAAAUGUCCAUCUGUUGGCGACACCAUUGCUCCUAGUCAAAUUUAAGCGUCGCGUAAGUUGAUGAUUUCAUCACCUAUCUCAGUUGUUUCAGAUGUCCUUGAAACCAGCUGAAUUUCGAAACCCUCCUCACUCUCUACGCUCACAGUAAUGCACUUCACAUUCACCCCUUCUGACAUGAACCGAAAUCAUAACCUUUGGGAAUAAUGGAGAAAAAUGGCUUGUGCAAUGAACUCCAAAAAUUCUCUUAGCAGCAGCCUUGCGGCGUGUGCGCAGACGUGCCGUCGCAAUGGCUUCCAUCCCUCCUCUCUCUGGGCGCUUCUGGCCCUCCUCUUUCUGCCGCUUGGUUUUAUACAGCCAUAUCGGCUCUCUAAUAUAGACCGCCCGGGAUGGGAAGGUGCUACUCAACGCUACGUCAUCGGCAGUGCAUAUAAACACCAGACUGAGCUUUAAAUAGUGUGCAGACAGGCCGAGAGAGGGAGGUCCGUGCCGCGGACAGGACAGGGCGAGCGGUGGCCUUUUGUUGUUGUUGUGACUAUUUUUUUCACCCCUCGCGCGACCAAUGCGGGCAUAUGCAAGCCUUUUAUGGUGCUCUAGUUGUUUAUUUUUCCCCGUUUGUAGCUGUUGACCGCUUGUGUUUUCAAGAAAGCUGGUAAAAUGCACACUGAAUAAAAUUUAACCAUUACCCUGCACCCCCACCCCCCCAGCCUAAACUUUACAGGUCUGUUAUUGAAGAUGUCAUCAGUGAAGUGCGGGAGCUGUUUUUGGACGAGGGUGUGGAUGAACAAGUACUUAUGGAGCUCAGGACGCUAUGGGAGAGUAAGCUGAUGCAGUCUAAGGCAGUGGAGGGCUUCCACACUGAGGAGCAGCAAGCCCUGCAGGCCCAGCAACAGCAACAGCAGCAGCAGGUCCAACAAGCCCAACAGGUCACACAGCAGCAGCAGCAAGCACAACACCCCGUCAUCCUGCCCCCGCAACAGCAAGCUCCACAGCAGCAAGUUAUCGUUCAAGACCCCAAGAUUCUCCAGGCUAUGAAUGCAACAGGAAUGAGCGCCGCAGCCACUGCAGCCACACUGGCGUUGCCCACAGGUGUCGGGCCCUACCAGCAGAUCAUUACAAGUCAAGGUCAGAUCCUGCAGGUGGUGCGUGCGGCUAACGGGGCGCAGUACAUCAUCCAGCCCCAGCAGCAGCUGGUGGUCCAGCAGCAGGUCCUGCCCCAGAUGCAGCCGGGCGGCGUCCAAGCCCCCGUCAUACAACAGGUCCUCGCGCCAUUACAGGGCGGCAUCCCCCAGCAAACAGGAGUCAUCAUUCAGCCCCAGCAGAUAGUCCUCGCUGGAAACAAAGUUCCACAGAAUGCACAAUAUGCCCCCCAGGUGAUGCAGACGGCGACGAUGGCAGCGCAGCAGACUGCGCAGGCAGCUGCAGCAGCACAGGUGCAGGCCGUGCAGCAGCAGCAGCUCCAGCAGGUGGCGCCACAACAGCAGCAGCAGCAGCAGCAGCAGCAGCAGCAGCAGCAGCAGCCUCCCAUGAUGUUGCAGGUGGACGGGGCGGGGGACACCUCCUCAGAGGAGGAGGACGAGGAGGAGGAGGAGUACGACGAGGACGAAGAUGAGGACAAGGACAAAGAUGGCGGGGAGGAUGGCCAGGUGGAGGAGGAACCCUUGAACAGCGAAGAUGAUGUCAGCGAUGAAGAAGACCAGGAGCUUUUCGAUACAGAGAAUGUAGUAGUUUGCCAAUAUGACAAGAUCCACAGAAGCAAGAACAAGUGGAAGUUCACCCUGAAAGACGGCAUCAUGAAUCUGAAUGGGAGGGACUACGUCUUCUCCAAAGCCAUAGGGGAUGCGGAGUGGUAAGCACAGCUGCCGCACCAACCCUGGUGGACCCCAUUUCUCGAAAGUGUCGUUGCUAUCCACUUAGCAACUUACUCGGUUUCAAUGCAAUUUCCCAUUGGCAACCUACAAAAGUUGCUAACUUAGCAAUGGUGCUGUCGAGAAAUGCAUCCCUGAAGAGGACAGAAGAGGAAGGCAAACGAGUGGGGAAACAAAAGUGCGAAAACAAACUGGACAGCCAUACUGGGACUGUCAUUUUAAGACCCAUCACACGUGUGGGGACUUAAUGCAUUUCAAUUGGUGUGUGAUGGGCAGACGUGUGGGAAUACAAUGACGCCCCUUUAAAACCAAGAAGAGAAAAUUGAGUUGUAAAAAAAAAACCCACUUAAUCACACACACACACACACACACACACACACACACACACACACACACACACACACACACGCUGCCAGUGACAGGCAGUAGAUCGCUAACCGAUUACAUCAAGAUUUACAACCAAGGUUAAGAAAAGAAAAUCUGUAUCAUCACCCGGAUCACCGUCAAAACAAAAUCCAUCCAAGAACAACAAAAGCAGAAAGCGUCUAUGGACAGCGGACCAUGUUGAAAACUCAUCACCCAUCCAGACAGUUAUCAGUUCCUAUGGGCUUGACCAAAAUAAAUAAGGUAUGAAACGCAAAAAUUUUAAAACAAAAAAAAAUAAGUGGGUAAAGGAGAGCAAUUUGAAGUACAUUUACUUCAAAAGUGCCUGUGAAACAAGCACGGAGGUGACCAUAGCCUUUGUUUUGAUUGCACAUUUCUUUUUAUCGGCAUCACAUCAGCACAUUGUGGUACUAGAUUCCCAAUUCCAGUUACUCUCGUUUGUUCUAAUUCCUGCCACUCAGUAAAACGUGCCUAGUCUUGUCCCCGUCCCCAGCCUGAUAAAGCCCCAUGGCCUGCCAUUGGUUAAACAGGAUGGUUGACAAAGGAGAUGGACCUUUUUAAUGUGUGUGUUUUUUUUUUUCUUCUUCUUCUUAAAACAAACAAACGAACAAACACUACACACAGUUACCGAAGACCUACCGAAGUGCUAGUCUGAUUUAUUGUAAGCGUUCCAAGAGCAGAAUGUGCAAUGUGGCUAAUUACAAGUAAGAAGAUGCAGAUGGUGCCGUUUUGUUGGCCAGUCUCCAAAAUAUGCCAUUCAGUACACCACCCCCCCACCCCCCACCUUUGUUUUUAAAGAACAUUAUAUAACCCAAUGUGAAUUUUAGCUGUAUGUUAUUGGCUUCACUUUCAGUUCUGUUUGUGUUUACCCCAACACACACACACACACACACCGCUGCCACCCCUUCCGCUCUUAAGGUAAUGAUACACUACGCACAUUUUUGGGCGAGGCUUCUGGGAAAUGAUACUGAAAGAUUUUAUUUGGACAGUUGAGCACCACAUUACUUUUAUCUGGAGACCUUGGAUCUGUAGUCAGCAAAAAUAUUGAGAAAUAUUUUCUCAGUCAUUUUAUUGGGAACAGUAGGAUCCAAUCAUGUUGUUGCCCAUCAAAGUUGCCCUGUGUGUCAUCCCCUUUUAGAUUGAGUUCAGUGGGGCUGGCGGAGGUGUUUUGUGUUUUGUGCUUGUCCCCAUUCCACACCAUGCUUAGCUUUACCAAGGAGGCUCUAUGAUUCCGUGUUUGUCAGUUCAACUUGCCAUUUUGCUAGCCGGUAACGAUGUCUGUACAAACUUCCUGACACCUAAUUACUUCCAAAUGUUUAAAGAUGGCACAUGGUGGGGUUUUUUUCUUCUCUUUUU
This is a messenger RNA of Engraulis encrasicolus (European anchovy), 4844 nucleotides long. It is a transcript of the gene gtf2a1, whose product is annotated as general transcription factor IIA, 1. The coding region runs from base 2031 to 3089 and encodes 352 amino acids. The transcript has 10 exons. The record is from RefSeq and is a predicted model, not a curated record. Gene Ontology annotation, cellular component: transcription factor TFIIA complex. Gene Ontology annotation, biological process: transcription initiation at RNA polymerase II promoter; transcription by RNA polymerase II. NCBI's taxonomy places the organism in Eukaryota, Metazoa, Chordata, Actinopteri, Clupeiformes, Engraulidae.